Molecule: messenger RNA, 2990 nt
Organism: Punica granatum (pomegranate)
Lineage: Eukaryota; Viridiplantae; Streptophyta; Magnoliopsida; Myrtales; Lythraceae
Source: RefSeq, a predicted model, not a curated record
AAAUAAAAAAGAAGGAAAGAAAGAAGCCAAAAAUCCUUCUUUUUUCUGUCUUCCACUCCAUUCCAUUGCCCCAUUCUUCCUUCCGUCCCUCGCUUGCACGCUCGCCAUUGCCGUCUCAUCUUCUUCACCCUUCUCCCUCUCUAUCUCUCUCUGGGUCUUUUCGUUUGUGCUCGUUCGGUUCGAUAAUGGCGACCCUGCAGGACAUAGGGGUGUCGGCGUUCAUAAACAUACUGAGCGCCUUCGCCUUCCUGCUGGCCUUCGCCCUGCUCAGGAUUCAGCCCGUCAACGACAGGGUCUACUUCCCCAAAUGGUACUUCGCCCGGGCGAGGAAGAGCCCCCGCCGGGCCGGCAACUUCGUCGGGAAGUUCGUCAACCUCAACUUCACCACUUACCUCACCUUCCUCAACUGGAUGCCCCAGGCCAUGAAGAUGACCGAGGCCGAGAUCAUCGACCACGCCGGCCUCGACUCUGCCGUCUUCCUCAGAAUCUACACCCUCGGCUUAAAAAUUUUCAUGCCCGUCACAGUUGUGGCUCUCUUAAUCCUUAUUCCAGUCAAUGUAUCAGAUGGGACAAUAUCUUUUCUGAAGAAAGAUUUGGUUACGAGUGAUAUUGAUAAACUAUCCAUCUCCAAUGUACGCCCUCAAUCGUCAAGGUUUUUCAUUCACAUAGGAUUGGAGUACUUGUUCACAAUAUGGACCUGCUUCAUGCUCUAUAAGGAAUAUGAUAAUAUCGCCUCGAUGAGGCUACGAUACUUGGCUUCUCAACAUCGACGAGUUGACCAAUUCACAGUCGUGGUCAGAAACGUGCCUCAUGCUUCUGGCAAGUCUGUGUCUGACAGCGUGGAUCGUUUCUUCCAAACUAACCACCCGGAACACUAUCUCUGUCACCAGGCUGUCUAUGAUGCAAAAAAAUUCGCUAAACUUGUGAGGCAAAGAGAGAGGCUGCAGAACUGGCUCGACUAUUAUCAACUUAAGUUUGAAAGACACCCCGAGAAGCGACCAACUAGCAAGAGAGGCUUCUUGGGGCUGUGGGGUGUGCGAGUCGAUUCCAUCGAUUACUACAAACAACAAAUAAAAAAUCUUGAUAGAAGGAUGGCUUUGGAGCGGGAAAAAGUUAUAAAAGAUCCUGAGUCUAUUUUGCCUGUUGCUUUCGUUUCCUUCAACUCCCGGUGGGGAGCUGCUGUUUGUGCUCAGACUCAGCAGAGCAAGAACCCCACCCUGUGGUUAACAAACUGGGCCCCCGAGCCCAGAGAUGUGUAUUGGAACAACUUAGCCAUACCAUUUGUUUCAUUGACCGUCCGAAAGCUCGUGAUAUCAUUAUCGGUGUUUGCUCUGGUGUUCUUCUACAUGAUUCCUAUUGCCUUUGUGCAAUCUCUUGCAAAUCUCGAGGGUCUUGAAAGAGUUGCCCCUUUCCUGAGACCAGUGAUUGAGCUGAAUUUCAUCAAGUCAUUCCUACAGGGUUUCCUUCCCGGUCUAGCCCUCAAAAUAUUCUUAUACAUUCUUCCUACAGUUCUGGUGAUCAUGUCAAAGAUCGAGGGCCAUAUAGCAAUGUCAAUGUUGGAAAGAAAGGCAGCUGCCAAAUACUAUUACUUCAUGUUGGUCAACGUCUUCUUGGGAAGUAUAAUUACUGGAACAGCAUUCGAGCAGUUACACUCUUUCUUGCACCAAUCGGCCACCGAGAUCCCAAGAACCAUCGGGGUUUCAAUUCCAAUGAAAGCCACUUUUUUCAUCACGUACAUAAUGGUUGAUGGGUGGGCCGGAAUUGCCGCUGAGAUUCUCCGCCUGAAGUCAUUGGUCAUAUAUCACCUCAAGAACAUGUUCUUGGUGAAAACAGAGAGAGACAGAGAGAGGGCAAUGGACCCAGGAAGUGUAGAUUAUCCUGAGACUCUCCCGACCCUCCAACUAUACUUUCUACUCGGGAUUGUUUAUGCUGUUGUUACUCCCAUUCUUCUCCCCUUCAUUCUGGUGUUCUUCGCCUUAGCAUACCUUGUUUACCGUCAUCAGAUAAUUAACGUAUACAAUCAACAAUACGAAAGUGUUGCUGCCUUCUGGCCACAUGUCCACAGCCGCAUUAUUGCAAGUUUAUUGAUUUCACAACUUCUUCUGAUGGGUCUGCUCAGUACAAAAGAAGCUGCUAACUCGACUCCUCUGCUUGUUAUUUUGCCUAUAUUGACCUUGGCCUUCCACAAGUACUGCAAGAGUCGGUUCGAACCUGCAUUUAGAAAAUAUCCACUGGAGGAAGCUAUGGCCAAAGACAUUGCAGAGCGAGCAGCAGAGCCCAACCUCAACUUGAAGGCAUACUUAGCUGAUGCCUACUUGCACCCGAUUUUCCAGUCCUUCGUGGUAGAGGAAGAGCAGGUGAUUCAGGUACGGGUUGAUAAGCACCAAUCUCAUCAUGUCAGCCCUUCGGGUUCGGGAAGUGAACUCAGCUCCCCUUCUCCUCCCCACCAUGUCUCCAUCUCUCAACAUCAAGUCGAGCACAAUUAUGAGCAGAAUUACGAGCAUAGCUAUGAGCACAACUACGAGCACAAUUACGACUACCAAUACGAAGCCGAGCACAGAAACUACUAUUCAUACCACUAUGAGGGUCAACCCUGAAAAUAACAAGUUUCAAGUUGCCUAAAAGAAAAUGCCUAACCUAUUCUUCUCCAGUUAUAGAUAGGUUUGAUUCCUGAUCUUUCGGUCCAUCAGUUCGGUUUUUCUCUGCAAAAUGUAUAUUCAAGUAGUUGCGAGAUUUUCAGUGGGAAGGGUGGUCUAUAGCUUCUUUCGUAUUUCGGGCAGUUGUUUCUGGUGUCGUCAGCUAAUAAUCUCUCAGCUUGUACUUCUUUUCCCGUGCUUGGUUUUCGUACGACUUCUUACUCUGCUCCUCGCUUACUUCUUGUGAGCAUCGGUAGCUGCAAUGGAUUCUCUCUGUAGAUGUGAUCGUCUUCAUGACUUGUAAAAUAACAAUUCUGAGUAUCAUAUCCUUCUCGUUUGCUUGUUUUGACUAAA